Erigeron canadensis is the source of this 1641-nucleotide messenger RNA. RefSeq lists its product as uncharacterized. The record is from RefSeq and is a predicted model, not a curated record. Lineage: Eukaryota; Viridiplantae; Streptophyta; Magnoliopsida; Asterales; Asteraceae. The transcript has 7 exons. Bases 118 to 1428 code for a protein of 436 amino acids.
CUGCACAUUCAAUCAUCAAAUAAAAUAAAAUAUAAAAUCAAUAUAUAUAUUCCUCCCCAAAUUCAACCUCUGUAUUCCAAUUUGAAUUUCAAUUUCCAUUCCAACUGUUAUAGCAGAAUGGAGAAGCAGCCUGGUGCUGUGGAUUUCAAAGUUGGCCAACUGGCGGAAUUGAGAACCUUCCAGACAGGAUAUCGUGGUGCCUGGUUCCGUUGCAAGAUCUUGAAUAUCAUCCCGGAAAAGAUGAAGGUCAACCUGCAGUACUACGAUUUUGACCAAGAAAAGCCAAGCUGGGAACCGAUUUACAAAGCACCUCCUCAUGGCAGGAAGACAAGGCAGUUUAAAAAACAACUGAUGUUGCGGCCUCGUUAUCCUCCAAUGUAUCAUAUAAGUGAAGUGCCUCCUGCCAAAUCAAUUUCAGAAGUUUGUGUUGUGAUAAAUGGUAGAUGGAAGGUUGGGGAUACGGUGGACUGGUAUUUUGACAGUAUUUAUUGGUCUGCAAGGGUGAUCAAAGUAUUGAGCGACGUUGAGGUUCAGAUAGAGUUGCCAAUGCCUCCAGCAGGAGAAGGCCAAGUUUAUGAUGCAUACUGUAAGGAUUUACGCCCGUUCUUAGAUUGGUCAGAAAGAGAAGGCUGGACAUUGCCUACCGUGGGAGGCGAGACUUCAGGCAAUGCACAACUUAUCUUUCCAUCAAAACAAGAAGUUGAGAAUGCUGCUUGUUCACCUCUCAAUGUAUCUUCCAGCACACGUAUAUCAGCGGAGGGAGGUUCAGAAAGACAGAGUAAAGAUGUAAAUUUGGAUAAUAAUUUUAUGGAGGGAGAUAUGAAGAAACAGAGUUCAGCUCAUGUGGAUACUGCUAUUUCUGAAGAAAAGGUGCAGAGUGAAGAUGUAAAAAUGGAUGAUGAUUUUACAGAGGGAGAUACCCAAGAACAGAGCUCAUAUCCCGUGGAUACUGUUAUCUGUGAGAAAAACAUGCAGAAUACAGAUGUGGAAAUGGUUGUUGACUUUGCGGUGAGAGAUACAAAAAAACAGAGUUCAGAUCCCGUGGAUGCUGUUAUCGUAUAUGAAAAAGAGCAGAGUAAAGAUGUAAAAAUGGACGAUGAAUUUGUGUUGGCACAUACAGAAAAACAGAGUUCAGAUCUUGUGCAUACUGUUAUGGAGGAAAAAGUGCAGUGUGAGGAUGUGAAAAUGAAUGAUGAUGGUGUUGAAGAGAGUGUGUGUGCGGAAGAGUCAGCAGUAGAUGAAUGUGAUAUUGACCGUGGCACAAGCUUGAACAUAAUGCAUGAGUACACACUGGAAGCAGCUGUUACUGACCUGGAGGAACUUGCUAACAAAAUCAAAUGGCUGAAGGCCAUUCUAAAUAACAAUGGCAAUCAAUCAACUAUUAAUCAUACCCCGUCUUGGAAGCUUGAGCCCUUCCUAUCACAUUAGCCUAAAGAUGUGAUCAAGGAGAAAUCAAAUAAUCAAGAGUUGUUUAGCAUUUUAGUAUUCAAUCAUAAGAAACUUUUGAUAAAAAGGAAAAAAAUUAUUGCUGUAGAAAUUUGUUGUAACCAAACAAAUCUAUGAUACCUGUUCGAAAAGAAAAUGAUGAUAGUUGUUAAAAACAAGAAAAUUCAAUAUACAAAAUCGCUCAUUGCUCUCAUA